Trachymyrmex septentrionalis is the source of this 897-nucleotide messenger RNA. Its product is annotated as pre-mRNA-splicing factor Syf2. The record is from RefSeq and is a predicted model, not a curated record. The coding region runs from base 120 to 812 and encodes 230 amino acids. Lineage: Eukaryota; Metazoa; Arthropoda; Insecta; Hymenoptera; Formicidae. The transcript has 4 exons. Gene Ontology annotation, cellular component: post-mRNA release spliceosomal complex; Prp19 complex; catalytic step 2 spliceosome.
UUAUUGCAAAAACGCAAGCAGUUUUCUUCUCUUUCUGAUUUUGACAAAUCGUCAUUUAUUGUGUUGACUAGUGUUGACGUUCCGCUUGAGUUUGGAAAAUUGUGUCAUUCCAAUUAACGAUGGACGCAGCAACGUCGAGUGCAUCGCAAUCCGCGACGACGAAAUAUGGGGAAAUGCUGAAGCGACUCAAAGAUCUCCACGCCAAGAGGAAUGAGGCCAGAAUGCAGAAUCACAAGGAAGUGGUAGAGGAGGACAAGAGAAACAAAUUGCCUACCAAUUGGGAAGCCCGCAAAAGACAGGCCGAAUGGAUAAUGCAAGACGAAGCUGCUAGAAAUGAGGCAGAAGCUAAGGGUGAAGACUAUGAACGGAAAAAAUUAUUGAAUAUUGAUGCUACUGAAGCAGAAAGAAUUGCUAGAAAGAAGAAAAGCAAACAGAAUCCUGAUCCAGGUUUCUCGGAUUACGAACAAGCGGCGAUACGUUCUUAUAAUAGAUUGGUGAAAAAUAUUAAACCGAAUAUGGAGACAUACGAAGAAGCAAAGGAGAAAUUAGGCCCUGCUUUUUAUGGUGAUCCAAAUACAAUAUUACACGGUUUACACGAAGACAAAAAGGAAGCAGUAGAUAAAAUGGUCACCAAUCUAGAGAAGCAGAUCGCAAAACGGGAGAAAUACAGCAGGCGUAGAAUGCACAAUGAUGACGCGGAUAUUGAUUAUAUCAACGAACGUAACGCCAGAUUCAAUCAGAAACUGGAGAGAUUCUACGGCGAGUAUACGCGGGAAACGAAAUUAAACUUGGAAAGGGGUACGGCUAUAUAAGAAAAAACCGAUGGUGUAAUUAUCACAAAUACUUGUAUUUUAUGUAUUAUACGAUGACUUUUUAUAUAAAUAAGAAUCUGGAGAA